Trichobilharzia regenti is the source of this 7260-nucleotide messenger RNA. The record is from the annotation of a GenBank genome assembly. Lineage: Eukaryota; Metazoa; Platyhelminthes; Trematoda; Strigeidida; Schistosomatidae.
AUGAUUGGUGGAAAAAUGAUGCUGACUGAAUACUCACCUGAACAGUAUUACAAAGAGACAUUAAUACUACCAGAAUUACUCUGUCAAACACAGCAUAAUUCAUUUGAACAGAACCGCCAACCCAUGGCUGAUAUUCAUGGCAGUAGCAGUACUAGCAGUCCCGGUAGUCUGCAGUUGGAUGGAAACAGCGGUGCUGGUGGUGGUGUAUCUGAAUAUGUCCAUGAUUCAUUAACGCUAACUGAGAAUGAGGCAAGUUAUCGUUCUCUGGCACCGACUAGGAAAGCUUUAAAAUUAGGCGCCAUUGAAGAGAUACUGUGUGCUCCUCCACUAGUGCUCCACUCUGGAAUUCAUAAACAAGUAAGCAGGUCAGAUGAAAUGGUUAUCGAUGCUUUAAAAGGCAGUGAAGAGAAGAGACCAAUUGCCCAUUUUGUAGAACAAGAGUGUCAGAAUAACCUAGAAAGUCAUUAUCCAGGAGGCGUAAAUUUAGACAAGACAAUUGCCAAGACGGAACAAUCAGCUUAUCAUGAUGAAACUGGUUUCAGGCGAGAUGUCCCUCAAGAAAGGAGUGAUGAUAAAGUGGAGAAAGCAGAAAUUGACCAGCAUGAGAUUGAUAUACAAUUACCACCGCCACUGAAUACUGAAGACUCCUUAUCUGCUUCACAAACUAAACACAUGGAACAACAAUCAGAGGCAUUUAAUCAACCAGUUCUCAAGGAGGAGGAGGAGGAGUCAAGGAUCCCUCCACCACAUCAAGUUUUAUCACCGGAACACACUUCUGCAAUCCACUCACCAAUACAAACACAACAAGGACAACCACAACAAGAGAGAAAUAAGGCAUACAAUGAUCACGAUGACGAUGGGGAGAAGCAGGUGGAGGCGGAGUCGAAAAGGUUGAGUCUACCACUGCCAAUCGAAAUCGGAGAAGGUAAUGACUCAUUUGUAGAGAAGUAUGAAAUUGUCGCCAGAAGAACAAAUGAAGAAACAGACGACCAGUUGGAGGCUAUUUCAUCUGAACAAAGUGAUGAGAAUACGCAAGACGACAUGCGCAUGACAACAACUUCGAGUUGUGAAGAGUCACCAUCAAUCAAGGAACCACAAUGCAAAAAUGAAAUUAUCCUAGAAAGUAGUCUGAGCUACAAUGAAGUGAAUCAACAGACAACUGCAAAAUUAACAUACACCACGUCAGCUACAUCAGUGCCAGUUCACAUGAAUGAAUUCUUAACAAUAUCGAUGACAUCUAUUGUAUCCCCAUCAAUUCAUUAUAGAAGUGAGCUAAGCUUUACUCAUCAACAUUCUGAUCAGAUAAAGACAGGUACACCGACAACUCUAAGUAAUUGUGAAUUAGACAAUAAACCGAGUGAAACAUCAGUGCCUACAAAGAGUGGUGAAUCAACAACCUCGAGUACUUAUUAUACUGCUCAGAGUAAUCCAAUUGGUUAUGGUGAAAUUGAAGUAGAAGUCAACGAACAAGACGUUGUCCGUGCUGUCGCUUCUGUUAACGUCGACAAGAAGGAUUCAUAUGAUGAUGAGUCUACAUUGAAAGAAGAUAAAACUCCAAUGCAGAAUGAUGAUGUGAUAAAUGAAGCAGAAAGAGAGACGACUGACACAGAAACUGUCAAGGCGUCACCACCACCAUCAUCACACAGUGAAGCACAACCUGAUCAUCUACACCAAAUCGAUUAUAUUUCACCAGAAGAAGAAGAACAAGAAGGAGAAAAACAAGCUACUGAACACGUUGAUCAAUUGGAAGAGAGCAUAGAGGAGGUGAAUGUGGAGGCUAUUCAAUCAGCUCCUGACAUAGUCAAUUAUAGUUUAUCAGAAAACAUUGUCACAUAUAACGCUGAUGGAGAGUUAAAUGAACGAAUCGCUGUAGUUAGUCUAGAAGUAGAUCAUGCACAACCAAAUGACAUCGUAGACGUACACGACAUAGACGCUGAUACUGAAGUUAGUAAACAGCUUCAUUUAACACAGGUUCCUGAACAGCCAUUAGACGAUGAAAAUCAGCAACUCCAACAGUUAACUGAUACAACAGAGACACUUGCAGACGACUCACAACUGCCUAUAACUGUAGCCCGUACAGUGGAAGUAGAGCGAUAUGAUCAUCACGAUGAUGAUGAGUUGGAUGAACGGCAACCGUAUCCAACGACAAGUCAUCCGAUUGAUAUUAAAGGAAUAAGCGAGGUGAUGCAAGAACAUCCAGCCAAACCAGAGAAUAAAAUACUCAAACAAACAUAUGAAACAGUUAAAAUCGAAGAUAAACAACCAGAAAUUAAAACAAUCCACGAAGAGAAAUAUCACGACUUGUACAAUGUGAAAGAUGCUAGAGAGAAAAAUGUACCUUAUGAAAGUGUUAGUGAAUUGGAUCGACUUUUUGAUACAAUCACUUCUGGACUGGAACGAAAAGAAGUUGAAAGUCGAAGUCUCAAGUUAGUCAAAAAACAACACGCUGUUGUGAUAAAGGAGACGCCUAUUAUUAACACAGCACCACCUCAUAUGGAUCAGCAACUAUCACACGAUGAUGAUAGACAAGAGAAGUCUACAAAACUGGAACUGUCUCAAGUCCCAGUAGUCAUGGACAAUUUAACUCUUGCAAAAUCGGAUACAACAAGAGCAGAUACACCAGUCAUUGAAUUCAAAACAGUCGACAGUCCUUUUGAGAUUCAAAUAAAACCGAUGGAAGUAUUACAAACUACAGGGAAAUCUGUAAGUCAAACGUCUCAUGAUGAUGAUGAUAAUGACGACGAACGAAAGUUGGACAUCCACUUACCUGAGAUGUUCACCUUAAAUGAAUAUGAAGACAGGUGCGAAGUGAAGGAGUUAACAACAGGAGGGCAAGGCGAAGAAGAACACUGUCAACUGAUGAAACACGAGAAGGAAUCAACACCCACCAAUUUGAUGGUAUGUAUUCUUGUCCAAGUACAAACACCAGAUACAAUAAUAAUGAGAAUUGAGGACGACAAUCAGAUGUUGACGACCACUACUGAUGAAUUGAAAGAAAGUUAUUCUCUUAGGAACAAUGAAGACGAAGAGAAAGGAGGAGAGAUUGUGGAGACUGAAGGAGUCGGUAUAACUGUCAGUCUUACAGUGAAUCACUUCGAUACAGAUAACAAGAUGCUCUCAUUACAAAGUAGUAAAGACAUUCAACCACCACCUACAGAUUUAUCAAGUGAAACUCAAAGAUUACCAUCACCGCUAUCACCAACAUCAUCACCAUCCGCCUCGGAAGUGGUUGAUCAUCUUGAAAUCAUGCAACGACAAGAAGAAGAAGAAGAAGACGAAGACGGAGAAGAAGAUGCAACACCGAAGAAACAUUUUACACAACUCAAAGAAGAUGUGAAUAUUUUGAAAAUCACCUCGAAAUCUACAUAUACAAGUACACCAUUGAAAAAUUAUUCAUUUAGACAAAGAACCACAACAACUAGAAUCCCCUCCAGCUUUGAACGAUCUACAUCCCCUCAAGAAUAUACUCUCGCUUCUACUGUCUACCUUCCACACUCUGAUGGUGCCACCACCGCCACUGCCACAUAUUCAGAAAGUCCUUAUCCAGCGCCAACCAGCUCAUCACCGAUGACUAAUCAUCUAGGCUGGCUGUUAGAUUCCUCCUCCUGCCUGAUAAGCAGAUUUGAUGAAAGACUGAAUAAACAUCUUAUUGAAGUAUCACCUAAUAAUAGGAUAUUUAAGAAAGCAACUAUUACAGAAACCAGUCACCACCAGCUACCAACUAUCACGGCCACUGAUCAAAGUCCAUCACAAGAACAAACAACACCAACAAUCGCGACAACACCAACAAACAGACCUGAAGGAAACCAACUGCGUAUAACCAUCUCUCAGACUAUACGUAGAAAUUAUUCCUACACUUCAAAAGAUGACAUGCACACAGAAAAUUUGGUAAGCAGUGUAAGCAAUGUAAUCACAACUACUACCGGUCCUCACCAUUUACGACGUUCAUUGUCUGAAGAUUUCAAAGGUGAUAAGCAUACUACAACAACAACAACACACAGUGAAAUCAAGAAACAAACUAGCUCACCACUAGUUGAUGACGAAGAAUCUGAAGAUAUGUAUAUCGCUCGAAAACUUACUAACGAAGCGCUUAACAAAGCUAUUGACAGACUUUCUAUCGUCGGUUAUACAAACACCACACCACCACCACCAGGACCAUUGAGUUAUUCAACUCCAAUCACUCAGAGAAAGAAUAAGGAACAGAAAUUCUCCGACGAAGAAGCAGAAGAGAUUAUCACACGAUUACGACAAGAAUACAACAUACAAAUACCUUCAAGAAUUGAUCAGCAUCGGUCUACACAAAGUCCACUGACUUUCAUCAUGAGUACAACACCAGAGGAUACAACUGCACCCACUCCGACAACAUCAAUCGACACACCAUUUAAAAUUGAACAAGAUGUCUACAGUGAAGUGUCCAAGCAAACAAUAGCUAUUCAUGCUAAAACCCGGAUCUACAUGUUUGAAGCUGACGAGGGUGGAACAAAAGACGAAGCACAAGGAGAAGACGCACACGGGGAAGAAGAAGAAGUGAAAGAUACUGAUAUGUAUCCAGUGAACGAUGGAAAUGUUAUUCCGUCAAUAUCACAACAAUGCAGUCUGAAUAAAACUGAUAAUCAAGUUGUCUUACAAACUUCCCUAUUAGUUACAAGUCCAAAGUAUCUUACACAAUUUAUUGAUGAAGAAAUUACUGACUUGCGUGUACAACAACAGCAUAUCGGUGUGAUAAGUGGAUCAGAUUACAGCACCUUGGCGAAAUAUUCCCCAGUGGACGAAGGCGACGAUGACGACAAGAAUAAUAGAGAAGUGGAAAAUCUUCCAGGAUUAAGAGAUAGGCAAGAAUUCGAACAACACCAAUCUCCAGAUGGAAAAACAGUGACUAUCAGUCCUACGAGUGUUGUCGAUGACUACAUUGUCUCAGAAGACAAUGAUGAGGACGAAGGUAAGUCAACACAACAACAAAUACAAGAAGAAUUAUCUGCGCUUAGUUAUGCACCAUCAACCCAUGAAUUUAGUGGAUCAAUGAAGAAACGCGGAAGUGAUGACAGAACACAAAACGAUCAGCCGCCGAUAGAAGUAGAAGAUUUCACCAGACCGCCAGAUUAUAUAUUAACACAAAACUAUCAUGAAAUAAGUGCUACAGAUGCAAUAACCAUCAGUCAAUCAGUAGAUCAUCCUAUCAACGAUGAAGAAGACCACCAUGAUAUCUUGAGUCGACUGACAACACCACCCCCACCGCCUAAUGAAUACCACCAGCAGCAGCAAGAUAAAAUACAGUCAAGGAAUGCAAUAAAAAGUGAAACAAUCACUCAAGAUUUUGUCACCAUUUAUGAAACACCAGAAAAGAUUCAGUUGGUGAAAAGAAGUGGAACAUCAGAAAGUCAAAGCCGACAAGAAUUAAUAGAAGACGACAGAUAUAGAACUAUUUCAAGACCAUUCACAACACCCCCAACACCCACAGCAACAACAACAACAACAGCUGAGAUAUUAGGAGGUGAAAAGUUCAAACUGACAAAUAUCCAUGAGAAAGAUACUCCUCCACCUACCCUGAGUUAUAUUCACUCAGAUAAUGAUGAGGGCAUGUUACAAGUGUCCAUGGAUAUAGAUAUACAAGCGAACUAUAAACUGGUUAAUUCAACCAGUGAUCUCCAUGACAAGGAGGAACCGGUCACAAAUUUAACUCUACAUUUACCAACAACACAAGAGAAUAAUUUAACUCUCCAUGAAGUUAUCACCUCGCAGCUCACAAAACAGCCCACAUCGACUACACCGACUAAUAAAAUUAAUAAUGCAUCGGAGAAAAGAUCACCUCUACUCACAACAACUGCAAUCACUUCGCUGACACCUGAAUCAACAUCUGAAAAACCAAGAGAUGGUAUGUUAACAGGUCUCAAGGAAAUGCCUACAGCUAUGCGGACAAGUCCAAUGGAAAUACAAACCACUGAUAAAUCUCAGCUGUCAAUCAAUCCACAAGUGACUUGUACCAAUUUAUUUUCCAUCAUUAGUAUACAAAUAAAAUUAACACAAGCGAUGUGUAAAUCAGAAAGUCAUAGUGAGGCAAUACACUUUGACGAUACUGAAAUCAAAUCGAAGAGUGAACAACACUCAGCACUACUUUUACCGAAAUCUAUUGAUAACACUACUAAGAAUACGACUGGAAAUCAAAUUCUUAGUGAAAAGCAUUUCAAUCAAGCUGUUCGAGAACAUAUCGAUUUAAUGACUAGAAUGUCUGAACAGGAAAGACAAGCCUUGGUUGGUCGAACUAAGAAAAAACUGCUGAAAGAUGCCAGCAUAUUGUCAGAUGAUGAGAGAAUUAAGCUAACUGCAGUAGUACAAGCUAUUCAAUGGAUAGCUGACAUGACAGAUGAUCAACGCCAACAAAUCCUUACAGGCAGGAAUAUGGUAGACUUUCCGAGUGGUACACCACCACCACAAGCAAUCAGUGAGAAGAUGCCAACAGAAAAUCAAGUAUUCUUACCAUCGUCUGUAGAUAUCACGGAUAAACAUCAUUCGCAUAUGAAUACUCCACAUGACGAGCUACAAUGGAGUACUGUUGAAGCUAAUUACACACAAUCGAUAGAAACGACUAGUCAAGUUGAUUCUAAGCAUACAUACGAUCUGGUGCAACGUGAUACUCCCACUGCGAAUACUACUCCCACGACAACGACGACAACUGCAAUGAUAAUAACUUCGUUGAACGAUCAACAUUCAAGUAAAACUAUCGAAGUGAAACAAGAUAUCGAACACAUCGUCCAUCUAUCUGAUACUAAUACUACAGCCAAACAAAUGUAUAAUGAUACAUCAAAGAGAAAAUUACCUCAACUGCCCUUAUCAUCGGCAUCAGCGUCACCAUUUGAAGCAAACCAGAAACAGUCGAGUAAAUAUCCAAUUCAAAAGGUAACAAGGCCUAAAAAGAAUCCAUUAGACGACACACUACAGAACUCUGAAAACCCCGAUGAUCUACACAAACCAAUCCAUAACAUGGAGGAGCGACAACCACAACAACAACAACAACAACAACGACCAUUACACUCAGAUUAUAGUCUCCGCAUAAAUAAGCUUGCUCAAGAAAUCCCACGCAAAAUUUAUCCAUCGAAUCAGGCUACUACUGCUGCUUCUACUACACAAUCAAGUCUAUGCUCACCACGAUCGAUAAUCCAGACCACUGAACGCGUUCAACGAGCUGAGAAGGUGGCCAAUGCAUUAGAUGCCUUAAUCAUUGAAACUAUUGACUAUAUUACGAAGAAUUUACAUAAAAAGUAA